AGGGUUUAACUAGAGAGACACUUCCUGUUUGCAGAGAUACACACAAACUAUUUGUUACUUCUUCUUUCAGCAUAUAUCUGAACUUCAGUGACGGUUGUGGAUCAGAUGUUUGUGAUGGCAGAACCUGAAGACCAGACUGAGAAGAACCAGAAGCCUCCAGAUGGACCUCCCAGUUGUUCAAGUCUGACCACUAAGGAGCUGCAGCAGAACCUGAAAGCUGUGAAGAAGAACAAUCAACUUGUCAAGCUUGUGUUUGAAAUCCCGUCAACUCGGAUCAUUGAAGAAGUUCUGUCCAAAUACGUGCAGGUGUACGAGGUGGUGGUGAUGCGCUCCGGGAGCUUCGAUUCGCGCCGGGUGUCCGUGGAGCGUCGCUACAGCGACUUCCUGCGCCUCCACCGCGACCUGCUGGAGGAGUUCCAGGAGGAGCUGGAGGACGUGGUCCUGCCCCGAAAGCUGCUGAGCGGGAACUUCUGCCCCGAGGCCAUCGGGGGGCGCCGCCUGGCCCUCCAGGACUACCUGGCAGCCCUCUACGCCGCGCGCUGCGUGCGCCGCUCGCCUCACUUCCACCGGUUCCUCACCCAGCCGGAGCAGAGACGGGCCCACGGCCUGCUGAGAGCCGGCCGCUUCCUUCUCGCCGUGCAGCUGCUGCAGGACGUCCUGGAGAUUGAGGAGAAGCUGCUGCCCUGGCAGAACCCCACCCUGACGGUGCCGACCCUCUCCGCCCUGGCGGUCUGCUACCGUGACCUGAAGGAGCCGGAGAGGGCCUUCGCUGCGGCGCAGCGGGCGCUGCCCCCCACCAGGCGCUACGGACUGGACCGCUACCGGGCCUCCCUGCUGCAGCUGCUGGUGGACUCGGGCUACGAGCUGGGUCGCCCCGUGGCGCAGCUGCAGGAGGAGCUGACCCUGCUGAGGGAGAGGGGGGAGGUGACCUCCCUGAAGGAGUUAGUGGUCCACGAGUUCACCUGAGUCUCUGCACUCGGCCUUCAACGUACUUUAAACUCACACUAAAUAUCUUCACACUUUGAUUCUAUUGGAGGAAUUAAGAUAUUAAAAUGUUUAAAUAGUGUAAGAAGUAGAUGUGUGUGUCUGCUCAUGUACAUGUGCACAUACUACACGUACUCAGCACUGUCCAUACUGGUCUAACUGGUCCCACUGGCAUGGAAAUUGGAAAUAUUGGGGAAAAAAAAUAAAACCUUUCCUACUUGUAAAAACUCAUA
Pungitius pungitius (ninespine stickleback) is the source of this 1217-nucleotide messenger RNA. RefSeq names its product sorting nexin 20 (gene snx20). Gene Ontology annotation, cellular component: early endosome membrane. Gene Ontology annotation, molecular function: protein binding; phosphatidylinositol phosphate binding. NCBI's taxonomy places the organism in Eukaryota, Metazoa, Chordata, Actinopteri, Perciformes, Gasterosteidae. The transcript has 4 exons. Gene Ontology annotation, biological process: protein transport. Bases 106 to 966 code for a protein of 286 amino acids. The record is from RefSeq and is a predicted model, not a curated record.